AUGGCCAUGCUUUUCAUACCUGGAUGUGUACACACGCAUGACGAGUGUCUGAUGAUCAUAGCAUUGGCUGCUGAGAACCUGAUUCCAUCAGUGCAUAACAGAAAGGACAUUUCAUGUGCUAAGAUUAAUAAGAACCGGAUUUACAUCUACAAUGAAGAUGAUACCAAAAUCAGGAGAUGGACAGAUAGGAGACAGUGGACACCAUCAAGAGUGUAUGGGUGCUUUCUACUCUACAAGGAGAUGAAUGGUGCACUCUGCAAAAAGACAUUUUCAUUGGCAACAGAUCUAGGCAAAUAUCACAUUGUGAUUUACAGUUCUAAGAAUGUGGAGGAAAUGAAGCUGUGUUGCGGUGAGAAAAGCAGCAUUGGUAGAUUAUACGAGAAAUAUUUGAAAGAGUUUCCUGUUUUAAAAACAAGGGGAUUAUUCAACUACGCCAGCACAAAAACAACUGUACCCAAAUGUAGGCAAAACAGGCGCAAAAUGGUAUUUGAUGCAGAAGAAUGUAAGGAAACACUCCAGAAACUAAGACAUGAAGAUCAAAUGAUGAAAUAUUGUUUUCCUGAUAAAAGUGAUCAGAAAAUCAGUACAUUCAAAAACAUUUUUAGUUUCAGCAGUGAAAGCAAUCAGAAUGGAACUGAGUUGAGAGGUGAUGUAACAACCAAAAGUGCCAUAAUGUUUGAUCGAACAAUUCCACUGAAUGAUGGAUUGAUCAACAGGAAGAAAGAUAAUAGUCAAUAA
Messenger RNA from Enterospora canceri, 738 nucleotides. The record is from the annotation of a GenBank genome assembly. Lineage: Eukaryota; Fungi; Microsporidia; Enterocytozoonidae.